Molecule: messenger RNA, 4600 nt
Organism: Betta splendens (Siamese fighting fish)
Lineage: Eukaryota; Metazoa; Chordata; Actinopteri; Anabantiformes; Osphronemidae
Product: G-protein coupled receptor 26-like
Exons: 3
Coding region: 321-1334 (337 amino acids)
Biological process (GO): adenylate cyclase-activating G protein-coupled receptor signaling pathway
Cellular component (GO): membrane
Molecular function (GO): G protein-coupled receptor activity
Source: RefSeq, a predicted model, not a curated record
UUGCCCACACGCCGCUGCGCGCGCGGAGGGUGAUGCCUCGAGAGCGCGUCGCGGGACCGAGACGCUCGUGGGCUUGAGUCCUGCGGCUCCUACAGCGGAGAGAUCGGCUCCUUCGCGUUCUCAACGGCACUUCUCAUCAUGCUGGAGUCCUCCUGCUCGUCCUUUCUGGGUCCCGUGGACGCGGGGGUCUCCACCGGUGGACUAUCGAGGAUGCGUGGACGCGGUUGCGGGUGAUGCGUGAUAUUUCGCGAGAAAAGGCGCAGAGCACGACUGGAUAUGCGCGCAAAAAGUGGGAAUAAGUGAGUUUCGGGGCGCCCAGGAUGGACUCUGUGGAGGUGAUCCUCUCCGUGUUGGUGGUCGUGAUCAUCACAGUGUCGCUGCUGUCCAACGUCCUGGUGCUGAUCUGCUUCCUGUACAACCCGGAGAUCCGCAGGCAGGUGCCGGGCCUGUUCAACCUCAACCUCACCUUCUGCAACCUGUUGCUGACUGUGUCCAACAUGCCGCUGACGCUGGUGGGACUCGUCGGCGCGGCGCCGCCGGGCGGGGACGGCUUGUGCCAGAUCCUGGGCUUCCUGGAGACCUUCCUGUCCACCAACUCCAUGCUGAGCAUGGCCGCGCUGAGCAUCGACAGGUGGAUCGCGGUGGUGUUCCCGCUGAGGUACCACUCCAAAAUGCGCCACAAGGACGCGGCGCUCGUGCUCGGCUACACGUGGGCGCACUCCGUGUCCUUCUCCACGGUGGCCGCGUGCCUCUCGUGGGUGGGAUACCACCGGCUCUACGCGUCCUGCACCCUGUCCAACCAGUCCAGGGCGAGCGGUCGGACCCAGUUUGUGGUGUUCACCGUCUUCUUCCACUCCUUCACGUUCCUGCUGUCGUUCAUAGUCUUAUGUGUCACGUACCUCAAAGUGCUCAAAGUGGCGAGGUUUCACUGCAAAAGGAUCGACGUGAUAACAAUGCAAACUCUGGUUCUGCUGGUGGACAUACACCCCAGUGUUCGCGAGCGUUGCCUGGAGGAGCAGAGGAGGCGGCGACAGAGGGCCACGAGGAAGAUCAGCACCUUCAUCGGCACCUUCAUGCUCUGCUUCGCCCCUUAUGUCAUCACGCGGAUUGUGGAGUUAUUUCCAGCGGUGCCCAUCAACCGUCACUGGGGAGUCGCCUCCAAGUGCUUAGCCUACAGCAAGGCGGCCUGCGACCCCUUCGUGUACUCCCUCCUCCGACACCAGUACAAGAAGACGUGCGCCGACAUCAUCAACCGGCUGCUGAAGCGUCGCUCCUUGAACGCGUCCGGCCGCCGCCACGACGUCCAGGGCAACAGCAUCCAGACGGUGGAGUGACGGGCGGCGGGCUGAAGGUAGGCCCGGCACCAGAGAAGCCCGAGGCAGUAUCACCGCUGAUAAAGACUGUGCCCACGUCUGCUCGAAUUUAGUAUGACAAGCCAAAACACAACAACAACAACAAAACAGAGGGCGACACCAGUGCCGUGAACUCGCAUUGAGGACAAUGAAGGCAGAUUUCACAUCCACCUGGAGAAACAGACGAGCUCAGCCAAGAACAGUAACCAAAACAUAGCCUCGUCCCUCAGCUGGGGUAGCUUCACAUUUGGGUGGGGAAGCCUCACCUCCAUUUGGGUAGCGCUUCAAUGGGGUAGCCUCGCGUCCGGUGGGGUAGCCUCGCGUCCGGUGGGGUAGCCUCACGUUCAGUGGGGUAGCCUCGCAUCCGGUGGAGUAGCCUCGCGUCCGGUGGGGUAGCCUCGCAUCCGGUGGGGUAGCCUCGCGUCCGGUGGGGUAGCCUCACAGCCGGUGGGGUAGCCUCACGUUCAGUGGGGUAGCCUCGCAUCCGGUGGAGUAGCCUCACGUUCAGUGGGUAGCCUCAUGUUCGGUGAGGUAGCCUCGCGUUCAGUGGGUAGCCUCAUGUUCGGUGGCGUAGCCUCACAUCUAGUGGAGUAGCCUCAUGUUCGGUGGGGUAGCCUCACAUCUAGUGGAGUAGCCUCACAGCCGAUGGGGUAGCCUCACAUCUAGUGGAGUAGCCUCACAGCCGGUGGGGUAGCCUCACAUCUAGUGGAGUAGCCUCACAGCCGGUGGGGUAGCCUCACAUCUAGUGGGGUAGCCUCGCGUCCGGUGGGGUAGCCUCACAGCCGGUGGGGUAGCCUCGCGUCCGGUGGGGUAGCCUCACAGCCGGUGGGGUAGCCUCGCGUCCGGUGGGGUAGCCUCACAUCUAGUGGAGUAGCCUCAUGUUCGGUGGGGUAGCCUCACAUCUAGUGGACUAGCCUCAUGUUCGGUGGGGUAGCCUCACAUCUAGUGGAGUAGCCUCGCGUCCGGUGGGGUAGCCUCAUGUCCGGGGGAGUUCACUCCAGUUUGUACGCACUCAUGUUCCCUUCCUGCAGGACCACGGAGUGGCUGCACAUGUGUUUGAGCUGAUAUGUUCACGUUGUACUGUAUGUAGCAAAGACCUGGAAGGAGACACAGCAGGUAGAAACACACAGUGCAGCAGCAAAGUCCGGCUCAGGUUACUUCAGGUUUGAUACAAUUCACUCAAAGACAAACAAAGUGUUACACUUCAUGUUUUUAUACAUUGCUUAAAUGUGUACGAAUCUUUAUAAAGGUUUGUCCUCUCACAGAGAGUCAGUGGUGAACCUGCAGGAACAAACUGUCUCAUGUCUAAAUUAGGUUUUAUAGUAACACUAUGAAUGUAAACGUUUAGUUAAAAUAGGAAACUAGGGUAGAUUUUCUUUAGCUGCUACUGAGGCUUGAUGUAAUGAUGCAUCAGCAAAAUCAUGUGUGUGAGUUUCAUGACGGUUUUCAAACAGCAGAAAAGCAACAGGCUGUGUUGACUCUGCAAACCUGGGUAAACCCGCAUUUACAGGUAAUUACUAGACGAGCGAAGCCGCGGCAGCGCUUCUGAAGCGUGACCUUUAUUCCCGGAUCUCUAACCCGCAGCCUUUAAAAGACCGAAAGGCGAAACGCUAAAUGCUUAAAUCGUGUUCAAACCUUUGGGACAAGUAAAGCGCCCAGCAGACGGGUUGGUCUGAUCCCAGAGCAGCUUCGCAUUUAGGACACGUUAGUCCAGUGCAACAGCACUGAAGACACUUGGAAACCAAUAGACAACACAAUGUCUUUUGCUGACAAAGAUACAGAUUUUGUAGCUUCUUGUAGUUUCAGCCACAAGACCUAAAGCCUUUUAUGCCUUUUUACCUUCCCUGUAGCAGACAGGCAGCUGUUAUAGCAUCACAUAGGAAGAGGAACGAUAAUAGUGCAUUUAGUGUUUGUGCCUUAGUUCAGACCACAGUAAACAUAGAGUAGUAUCUAUUGUAGUUUUGAGUCUAAUUAGUUUUUGACGUUGUAUUUUCAUGUGGGUCCUUUGUUGGAUGCAAAUGACAGCAGUCAUUUGCAGCGUUAGCGGCCACAAUGCGAUGAAAAUGGUCCAUGCAGUGACUCAGUGUCAUUUAAAUGAAUCCAUUCAUUUCUAAGGUUCGAGCCCUUGAGCAAGGGAGUCCUUUUGCUCCAUCGCGCCCGUUUUCGCACAAAGCGGAUAAAAGUGAUUUGCAAUCACUCGUGCUUCCUGAAAAGCCCCGACGUUGAGCUGAAUGUUGGUUUGGACACACCGUCCCACACACAGUGCAGCAGACGCACGCGCGAAGCCGUAUCCUCGCGUUGGGGACGAGGACGCCGUCCGUCGACCUCCUGGCCGCCGCCUCACUGCUCCGCAUUCACUGACAGCAGCUUAGAGUCCGUGUUCCGCUUCCCAUGGCUGAGUCUUGGUGAUGUUUUGCACUGAUGUAGAGUAGUUAUUUUUCUCAUAGAUGAUGAUUAUUAUUGUUAAAUAUAUAUUAAAAAAACAACAAUCAUUAAAUUAUAUAUAUGUUGACUUUGAAUUUAGAUAAAUGACCAUGUGAAAAGUAUUUUUGUGUCUUUUUGAUAUUCGUACACAGUAAUAUUUUGAGUGUUACAAAAUGUGCUGCUUCAAAUGCAAAUGAAGUAACUGUUGUUGAUGGUUGACAGUGACUUGAGUGUAAUAUACCUCAUUUUGUUGACUUGACUGCCUGAAGUGAGUUGUUGUGUAAACCUGCGCUCGAUGCUGCUGCUGCUAACGAUGGCGAUGACCUGAUGAUGAUGAUGUUGAUGAUGAUGCUGAUGAUGAUGCUGAUGACGACUGUUGCUCCUGUUUGUGAGAACACUUGGUUCGGAAAAACAUCCCGACGACUGUUCCAGGUUUUGAUUAUUCUGAUUAAACUGUAGACUUUACCUACAUGAUGUUGUGCUGUUCUGACGUUUCCCUACUCUCGGACUAAAACUAUGUCCACUCUAAUCCAGUUCAACGUCCACGAGCGUCUCUUCCUUUCCAUCUUACGUAAACAGCUUGUUCUCUGCCCAAAACAGCCUCUCGAGCAAAUAAAUGUCAAAAUGCUGCCUCAGUGUUUCGGCAGAUGGGAAAAGCUGAGCCUUUUCAAAGCGAUGACUUACAGCGAGGCUGUUCAGGGAGGCUCAAGGUUGUGUGGUAAUGAAGUGGAGUCAGACCCCACAGCAGAGAUGUUGCCAUCCAUUGUUCCUUCUGAUUUAGUCGAUUGUAUAAUUGUGUUGAUUAAACAAUAGGAUGAUUGUGA